CGGGUGCUGAGGAGGGGGGCUGAAGGAGGAGUGGGUGCUGCUGGGUGUCCAGCGCGAUGCAGCCCGUGAAGCUGAAAUCGAAGCAUCGCUCUUUCUGCUUCAGCGUGAAAGGCCACGUGAAGAUGCUGAGGCUGGCACUAACUGUGACAUCUAUGACCUUUUUUAUCCUCGCACAAGCCCCUGAGCCAUACAUUGUUAUCACUGGAUUUGAAGUCACCGUUAUUUUCUUUUUCAUAAUUUUAUAUAUGCUCAGACUUGAUCGAGUAAUUGACUGUUUAUUUUGGCCUUUGCUUGAUAUUAUCAACUCACUGGUAACAGCGGUAUUCAUGAUAGUCAUAUCUGUGUUGGCACUGAUGCCAGAAACUACAACAUUUACAGUCCUUGGAGGGAUGUUUGGACUCCUGGCGGCAGUGUGCUGUAUUGCCGACGGGGCCCUUAUUUACCGGAAGCUUCUAUUCAAUCCAAGUGGUCCUUAUCAGAAAACUGCUGUUCAUGACAAACUAUAAGUUUUGUAAUUUUAUAUUCCU
Equus quagga is the source of this 527-nucleotide messenger RNA. Its product is annotated as chemokine-like factor. Bases 57 to 506 code for a protein of 149 amino acids. Gene Ontology annotation, cellular component: membrane. The record is from RefSeq and is a predicted model, not a curated record. Lineage: Eukaryota; Metazoa; Chordata; Mammalia; Perissodactyla; Equidae. The transcript has 4 exons.